This is a messenger RNA of Ipomoea triloba (trilobed morning glory), 16995 nucleotides long. RefSeq names its product midasin. Lineage: Eukaryota; Viridiplantae; Streptophyta; Magnoliopsida; Solanales; Convolvulaceae. The transcript is spliced from 76 exons. Gene Ontology annotation, cellular component: preribosome, large subunit precursor; nucleus. The record is from RefSeq and is a predicted model, not a curated record. The coding region runs from base 273 to 16556 and encodes 5427 amino acids. Gene Ontology annotation, molecular function: ATP binding; ATP hydrolysis activity. Gene Ontology annotation, biological process: rRNA processing; ribosomal large subunit assembly.
AAACCCCAAGAGAAUAACUAAAAAAAAAGAAGAAGAAUUGCGGCAACUCAAAACAGGACGGAAGCUAUCGACACGAGGGAGGCCGCGAAUAAUUCGACUAGGAAGUGCCUUUUUUCCGUCACAGACGGGAGAGAAUGAGAGAAGUAGAUUCGUAGAGGGGGAGAGAGAGAUAUAUUAUAUAGUCGUCUCCGCCGCAUCAGAGUUGCAACCGGACAAUCGGAGCAGAAUCCGAGUUGGACGGCAGAAUCGGAGCAGAAACAGAGACGGCAAGGAUGUCGUUGGACGGCAGCUUUCAUCUGGAAUUUGAGUUCGAGAGGUUCGUUAGUCGGCGCCCCGGGCUUGCUAAGCUCCCGCUAUUCCUUUAUCUACUAAAAAAGGGUGAUAAGGUUAGUGAAGAAGAAGUUGUAAAUGCCUUGGGACAAUUGAUUCUGCACCCGAGUUAUACAGUACCAUUGGUGGGAUGUUUUCGUCCAAUAGCACGUAAAAUUGUGGACAAGAGUGUGGAGCUGCUUCGUUUAGUGCCCAACUUGAGGUCAAAUAAUGAUGACUUGAUGACAGACUUUGAUGAAGACAGAUUCCUUAGAGAGGCUGAAUCGCAAGAUCAUGCAGAUGUUACACAUGUUGUUGAUGUUUAUGUAAGAAACGGCAAGGGUUUGAGUCUUCAUGAGUUGGCAUGUUUGGCAUUUUGUAGAGCUCUUGAUUUGGUUCCUCGUUUGAAGGAGUCAAUUUUAAGUUAUUUUAGUUUUGCUCCACCUCCUUUUGAAAGGAUCAAUCAGAGAGGACCAUAUGUUGAUGAAGCUGCUAUGGAAGGAACUUGUCUUUUAGACAUUGUAAGAGUCUCCUACCGUUUCCUUCUGGCAGCGUGUGAGUUUACCACACUAUGGAACUGGUCCUGCUUUCUGAACCUCUCUGUGUGUAAUAAUGAAGAGUUGAAGAGUAGUAUCUCUGACAUAGGAUGGUAUAGGAAACAAAUAUUAUCGGUGGUUCUGAAUUUAAGUUCAAAUACAAGUCUGAGUUCUGAAGAAGAAUUUUCUUGUUUAUUGCGGUGGCAAGAAUUUUGUCAGGAUGUUUCACUAGAGAAAGCUGGAUGGUAUAUUGAAUGUUCAAAGGAAAAAGAUGGGGAGUCUAGUGGCGAAGUCAUUGGGUUUGAUCAAGGUUACUCUGUCCCCUCAACAUUUGGUUCUCUAAAUUCACCCUCUGCUGCAAUGCAUAAAUCUUUGCAAUCAACAGAGAGCACAAGGGGAAAUGGAAAGCCCUUUACCAUAACAUCUGCUGUGAAGAAGAGUUAUGAGAUGGUCUUCUUGGCUGUGAGUCAGAGGUGGCCUGUUCUUUUAUAUGGCCCUGCUGGUGCGGGGAAAACUGCACUUGUUGCAAGGUUGGCACAGGAAUAUGGGAGCCAAGUUUUGUCUAUACACAUGGAUGAGCAAAUUGAUGGCAGGACAUUAGUUGGGAGUUAUGUUUGUGCUGACCAACCCGGUGAAUUUAGAUGGCAACCUGGUUCUCUUACUCAGGCUGUUUCAAAUGGACUCUGGGUUGUCAUUGAGGAUGUGGAUAAAGCACCACCUGAUGUUCGAUCUGUCUUAUUACCUCUAUUAGAGGGGUCAAAUUCAUUCUCCACUGGCCAUGGGGAGGUGAUAAGUGUGAAUGAGGACUUUCGGCUAUUUUCUACAGUGACAAGCUCAAAACUGGAUAUAUCUGCAGAAGGCAACAAUUCAGUUAGUGCAUUUUGGAGGAGAAUAAUGGUUGGGCCACCUAGUGAAGAUGACUUGCUGAAUAUUGUUAAUGCGUGGUAUCCAAAAUUGAACACUCUUGCAGGGAAACUUAUAGAAACAUUCAAAAUUGUCAAUGCGCUUUCAGCAUCUCAGUUAGGAAGCGUUACUGUCGAGCGGUUCUCAUUGAGAGAUCUCCUCAAAUGGUGCAAGAGAAUUGCAGGCCAAGAUUUUUUUUGGCACCAGGAUGGUCUUUCAAGUUAUGCUCGUGAUGCUAUCUUUAAAGAGGCGUUGGAUGUUUUUGCAGCCUUCUCCACUUCUAUGAACCGGGAUGCUAUUAGGGAUGCAAUAGCAAAAUUGUGGUCUGUAGAGACAUUAUGUCCAAUUAAUAAGCCUAAAUUUCAAAUCAUUUCACAGGAGAGGAAUCGAUGUCUAACAUUAAAUGUUGGUCGGGUUUCCUUAGAGUGCUGCCGGAAAAAUUUCUGCCACGAGGAUAGACCUUUUGUUCAAAUUCGCAAUUCAUUACAUGUUCUAGAGAGAAUAGCUUGUUCUGUUAAGUAUAAUGAGCCUGUUCUCUUGGUGGGGGAAACUGGUACGGGCAAAACUACUCUUGUACAGAGUUUGGCAACAAGGCUGGGUAAAAAGCUCACAGUAUUGAACUUGAGUCAGCAAAGUGACAUUGCAGAUUUGUUAGGAGGUUUCAAACCAGUUGAUGCACGGUUUGUAUGUUUCCCUCUGUACAAGGAGUUUGAGAAUCUUUUCACUAAGACGUUUUCAUUGAAGGACAAUGAAGGGUUCCUUAAGCGAUUAGGUAAGUUUUUGGAAGAUAGGAAUUGGAAGAAGUUACUGGUUGGUUUUCAGAAAGGUGUUGAGAUCAUUGGAAUAGGAAGAUCAGGCUCUGGUAUGAAGCGCAAGAGACCUUUAGGUGAGGAAGUAAAGAAGGAGUGGGAAAAUUUUUCCAUUAAACUUGAAAAGGCCCGUGCACAAACGAGUGCUUCUGCUGGAAUGAUAUUUUCAUUUGUAGAAGGAGCUUUCGUUACAGCUCUCAAGAAUGGUGACUGGAUAUUGCUUGAUGAGGUGAACCUGGCUCCUCCAGAGACCUUGCAGCGUGUUAUUGGUGUGCUAGAAGAAGAGAAUGGGUCUCUUUGUUUGACAGAGAAGGGUGAUGUCAACUGUAUUGAUAGAAAUUCCAGCUUCCGCAUAUUUGCGUGUAUGAAUCCUGCAACUGAUGCCGGAAAGAGAGACUUGCCAUUCUCACUCAGGAGCAGAUUCUCGGAAUAUUUUGUUGAUGAUGUGAUGGAUGAUGAUGACUUAACUUUGUUUGUUAAUAAUUUUAUAGAUGAAGAUCAUUCAAAUACAGAACUAGUUAGAAACAUAGUUCUGUUUUAUAAAGCAGCCAAGAAUAAAUCUGAAGAAAGUCUUCAGGAUGGGGCUAACCAGAAACCCCAGUAUAGUCUGAGGUCUCUUAGACGUGCUCUUGAUUACUUUAAGAAGGCAAAAAGGCACUUUGGAUAUGAAAAAGCCCUUUAUGAUGGCUUUUGUAUGUUCUUUCUGAUAUUGUUGGAUGAAACUAGUGCUAAGUUAAUGAACAAUUUGAUUUCUUCACAUUUGUUGGGAGGUAAACUACCUCAACAGAUCCCAUUUGACGCUUACUUGAUCAAUAAACGAACUCGAGCCUCUGUGCAUGAUGAUUUAUUGGACAGCUAUGUUCUAACAAAGACUGUCAAAGAGCAUUUAAAGAACUUGGCUCGUGCCAUAUUUAUUGGAAGCUAUCCUGUUCUUCUUCAGGGGCCAACCUCUAGUGGGAAAACUAGUCUUGUUCAGUAUCUUGCAGCAGUAACUGGUCAUGAAUUUGUGCGGAUUAACAACCACGAACAUACUGAUCUUCAGGAAUAUCUGGGUUCGUAUAUUACUGAUGCUAGCGGGAAGCUUGUUUUCCAUGAAGGUGCACUGGUUAGGGCUGUGCGUAAUGGACACUGGAUAGUUUUGGAUGAGCUUAACCUUGCCCCUUCUGAUGUUCUUGAAGCACUAAAUAGGUUGCUGGAUGAUUUCAGAGAGCUAUAUGUACCUGAAUUGCGUGAAACUGUUCGUGUCCACCCUGAGUUUAUGCUAUUUGCCACCCAAAAUCCACCCACAUUUUAUGGUGGUCGUAAGAUGCUUUCUCGGGCAUUUCGCAAUCGUUUUGUGGAAAUCCAUGUUGAUGAAAUUCCAGAAGAUGAAUUGAGUACUAUAUUGGAGAAUAAGUGUACAAUUCCGCCAAGAUAUGCUAAGGUAAUGGUUGAUGUCAUGAAGGAGCUGCAACUGCGUAGGCAGAGCAGUAAAGUUUUUGCAGGGAAACAUGGAUUCAUAACUCCACGUGACUUGUUUCGCUGGGCUAACCGUUUCAAGGUUUUUGGGAAAACCUAUGAGGACUUGGCUCGUGAUGGUUACUAUUUACUGGCUGAGAGGUUAAGGGAUGACAAUGAGAGAAGUGUUGUUCAAGAAGUUUUGGAGAGGAAGCUGAAGGUCAAAUUGUCUGAGAAUUUCUUGUACAAGCAGGAAGAAGGAUAUGGAGAAAAUUUUGAGGUUGGCAAGAAUCCGAAACUGUCAGAACACUUUGGGGGAAUUGUUCUUACUAAAAGUAUGCAGAGAUUGUACUUCCUUGUUGAGCGUUGUUACAAGCUGCGUGAACCUGUCCUCCUUGUUGGUGAAACUGGUGGAGGGAAGACGACGAUUUGCCAAUUUCUCAGUAUCAUCUUGGCAUCCGAAUUACAUAUCUUGAAUUGUCAUCAGUUUACAGAAACUUCUGAUUUUCUUGGGGGUUUUUAUCCUGUACGAGAAAGAUCACGGAUUUCCAUGGACUUCAAAGAUAUAUGUGAAAAGUUGAUGUGUUCCAAGCCUUUUGUCCACUUUCCUGGUGGUUCCAAAAUUCCUUCAGAUAUUAAUCAAGCUUCCAAGACUCUAGAAAAGAUAUCUAAAAUUGUGAGUAGUUACAAUCAGGGUUUGGUUUCCCAUCCUGAUGUGACGGCGCAAGAGCUUGAUUAUAUUAAAGAAUUGAACCUUGAAUUAGUUGAGCUACAUCAACAGUGGCAGAUGAUCUUUAGGUGGAAAGAUGGACCCCUUGUUGAAGCAAUGAAGCGGGGAGAUCUAUUUCUGGUAGAUGAAAUUUCUUUGGCUGAUGAUAGUGUGCUUGAACGUUUAAAUAGUGUGUUGGAGCCUGAAAGGAAGCUGUCAUUGGCUGAGAAAGGAGGUUCUGAUCUUGAGAUGGUAACUGCCCAUUCGGAUUUUUGCCUUUUUGCAACAAUGAAUCCUGGUGGUGAUUUUGGCAAGAAAGAGCUAUCUCCUGCCCUUCGCAACAGAUUUACUGAGAUAUGGGUACCUCCUGUUAGUGGCUUGGAUGAGCUUAAACUUAUUGCUCUUAGGAGGAUUAUUAACCCACAGCUUGGUAGCUUUGUGGAUCCCAUGUUAAAAUUUUGGGAGUGGUUCAAUAAUUUAAAAACAGGAAGAAUGCUUACUGUGAGAGAUUUGUUAUCUUGGGUUUCUUUUAUAAACACAACUGGAACAAGAUUACAACCAGAAAGUUUACUACCAGAAUCCGCAUUCCUACAUGGGGCGUUCCUUGUUUUGCUGGAUGGGCUGAACUUAGGUACUAAUAUCUCCAAGUAUGAGGCUGCUGGGUUGAGGAAGAAAUGUUUCUUAUUUCUUCUAGGGCUGCUGAAGGAAAUCAACUCAAAUUUUGAUUGCUCAAGUCUUGCCACACUGGAGAAUUAUGGUUGGUCUGACUCAGUUGCAGAUGCUGUUGUAUGCACUGAUAACAAGCAAUGUGAUACUCAUUUUGGUAUUCAUCCAUUCUAUAUUGAGAGAGGUAAAGAUAAUGUUCCUGCUGAAAAGUUUGACUUUCUUGCACCAACAACUCACAGAAAUGCAUUGCGGGUGCUACGUGCUAUGCAACUUUCAAAACCUGUUUUGCUAGAAGGUAGCCCAGGUGUAGGGAAAACCAGUCUAGUUGUUGCUCUUGGCAAGUUUUCUGGCCACACUGUCGUACGCGUUAACUUGUCUGAGCAGACUGAUAUAAUGGAUUUGUUGGGGUCGGAUUUGCCUGUGGAAAGUGAUGAAGGAAUGCAAUUUGCAUGGUCUGAUGGAAUCCUUUUACAGGCACUUAAGAAAGGAUCAUGGGUUCUGCUGGAUGAACUCAAUCUUGCCCCACAAUCUGUCUUGGAGGGACUGAAUGCUAUUUUGGAUCAUCGUGCUGAGGUUUUCAUCCCAGAAUUAGGUGUAACCUUUAAGUGCCCAACCUCCUUCAGAGUCUUUGCUUGUCAAAACCCUUCAUCUCAGGGUGGAGGACGGAAAAACCUACCUAAGUCCUUCCUGAACCGGUUCACAAAGGUUUAUGUGGAUGAACUAGUUCAAGAUGACUAUCUUGCCAUCUGCAGUUCGCUCUAUCCUUCAAUUUCAAGAUCUAUACUUUCAAAUCUGGUUUUAUUUAAUAAAAGGUUGCAUGAAGAGACAAUGGUUUUUCACAAAUUUGGCCAUGAAGGUUCCCCCUGGGAGUUCAACCUGCGAGAUGUGAUUCGUUCCUGCGAAAUAAUGAUGGGUCAAUAUGGAAAAACAAAGUUUGAUUGUUUUUUGAAUACGGUUUAUUUGCAAAGAAUGCGGACAUCAUCUGAUCGGCAAGAAGUUAUGAAGCUCUAUGAAGCAGUCUUUCAAAUGAAGCCCUCUAUAAACCCAUAUCCAAGGGUACAACUCGAUCCACAGUGGUGCACUGUUGGUAAUGUCUCCCUCCAGAGAGUUCACCAUAAGUCAUCAUAUCAUGAGCUUAAAGUCUUACCUUGUUUGCGCAAUAGCCUGGAAGCUGCGGCGCAUUGUGUAAAGCAUAAGUGGCUAUGCAUAUUGGUUGGCCCCCAGUCAUCUGGUAAAACUUCCUUAAUAAGGAUUCUUGCACAGUUAACAGGAAAUUUACUAAAUGAAUUAAAUCUUUCAUCUGCUACUGAUAUAUCUGAGCUGCUUGGAAGCUUUGAGCAAUAUAAUGCCAUCCGAAAAUAUCGUCUUGCCAUUUCUCAAGUUGAGGAUUGUGUGAAUGAGUAUUGCCGCCUGCAGCAGCUAGAGUCGUUGCCCGAGGCAUCCAUGCGAAGAGAUGAUCUUAUUGUUUUGUGGCUUGCUUUUGUAACAAGCAUUGAUUGUGUGCCUUCAAAAAAAUACAUCGAGUCUAUUCCAUUGUUGGUUAACAUUAUUGAACAUCUAAAGUCAGAUAUUGUGACAUGUUCAUUGCGUUUGUCUUGGUCAGUCAAAGAUCUGGAUGCCACCCUCACUGCAGUAAGAAAAUGCAAUGACCACUUAAGAAGGCAUUAUGCAGCAAAGUUUGAGUGGGUACCUGGAAUUCUUAUAAAAGCAAUAGAAAAUGGAGAGUGGAUUGUUUUACAGAAUGCAAAUCUCUGCAAUCCAACAGUUCUUGAUAGGAUUAACUCUUUGGUUGAGCAGUCUGGAUCUAUAACAAUUAAUGAAUGUGGAACUGUUGAUGGAAAGCCUGUCAUUCUUCAUCCCCAUCCUCGGUUUCGUAUGUUUCUCACUGUUAACCCUGCACAUGGUGAAGUAUCACGAGCAAUGCGAAAUAGAGGUGUUGAAGUUUAUAUGAUGGAGCCUAACUGGUUGUUUGAUAUAGAUUCGAAAGAGUUGCUUGAUGUGACUGAGCACAAAGAUGCAAUGAGAUUUCUUGUUCUUUCUGGUAUCCCUGUGGGUAAGUUGGUUGAUAUGAUGGCCCGCGCACAUAUUUAUGCCAAGAAUGAAGGUGCACGGUAUAACAUGAAUAUUACACUUCUUGAACUCUCACGAUGGGUACAAUUGUUUCAAGAGCUACUUACACAGGGCAAUAAGUUGUCUUGGAGCCUCCAAAUUAGUUGGGAGCAUAUUUAUCUUUCAUCUUUAGGUGAGGGUGAAGGAAGAGAUAUAGUGGAUAAUGCUAGACAAUCUCAUUUAUCUGUGGCAGAAUAUCAAAAAUUUCACUCGUUGGAAGAUUGGAUGUUACGCUGGCCUGGUGGAUGGCCAACUCCCUUGAAGUUGAGAGAUAUUAUUUAUUACUCAGAGGAGUCAUGUGUGAAACAAAAUUGUAUGUACCUGGAGUUUCUGGGGUCCCAAACCGCCUGCAAUUCGAGUCUGCAACAAACUCUACGGGCUUGUCGUUCUGUUGGAUGCCAAAUUUUUGAUCUUAAGAGCUUACAUAAGGUGAUGUUUCCUCUGGCUUCAGAGCAUCUAGAUGCACAUGAUUGUGGGAAAAAAGAUUUCAACCAGCCACUAGUUAAGAAAAUGCAACAAUUUGCUGCAAGCUGGGUACUUGAGCAGGCAACAACUGAAAGCGAUUUCAAGCUUUACCUUAAAUAUUUCAGCCAACUUGGUUCUGUAUUACAGGAACAUGGUUCUUUCUUGAAUCGGUUUGUUUACUUGUUGCGAAAUGAAAGAGAACGCCCUAUAUGGAAUCUGAUUUUUAAGCUUCACCAGGAGAUCAUGCCUCAAAAGUCAAUUGAAGUGAAGUUGAAUCCGAAAGAUCUGCUCUCAGAAGAACUUGUUGAUGUAGCUGGGCCGGAGUGUGCAUUAAAUUCUUGUUGUGAACAGCUCAAAAGUGCUACUAGGAGUGUGCGCUUACUUAUACUAAGCAAUCAACAGUGGAGCUAUGAGAAAGGCUACGCAUCCAGCAAUCCUGAUACCAAAAUCCUUGAACGUGUUUUGAGACUUGAACCUGUUUUGAGAUCCUUGCAGCAGUUUGAGGACAAAGUUCUUCAAUUGUUUGGGUCUGAGGAGUUUAUGAAAUCUCCCAACUCUGAAGUGCUUUUGUCUUUGUACAGUGAUCUUCUUGAACAUCACUGUCUGUUUUGGAACAGUGUCGUUUCACCUCAGGUUGAGUUUCCUGAUACUGGCAUGCUUAUUUCUUGGCGGUCUUUAACAAAGGAUGUCACAAAUCUGGAGAAAACUUUCAGGGAAAAAUUUCCAAAUGAAGUAGAAAAUCUGAAGAGCAAGAUGCUUACAAUUGAUGAAGACCCACGUUGGUCUGAUCAUUUGCAAAAGCCUUUGCUGUGGGAUCAUGGUGGGCAUCCAUUUCAACCAUCUACUGCUGAAUUGUACCAAAAGCGAUGUCAACUGCUAAAGAAAUGCGAAGAACUAGUUUUGCCUCAAAGGAGAAAGGGUUCUGAGUUGGGUGGGAACAAUGUGUCCAUUGAAGCUGCUGCAUUAUCUUCUAAUCCUGAACUUCGAUUCCUUGCUAUGGAAGGUGUGUGCAUGUCAUCUUAUGUAAUGGAAAAAUCUGAUGGAGAUCAUCUCAAUGUUGUUAAUCAGUUGGGAGAUAUGUGCCAGAUGCUUUCUAGAAGGAUAGAUUUUGAAAAGAAAAAGUUAGAAGAGAAUCCUUCGUCUCUUCGAGAAGAAGUGCUGCUGUCCAAUUCAUCUGCGUGCUGUGUCUUCACCCCUAAUUUGUUGUCUCUCAAGUCUGGGAUUGCUUGCUGGCUUGAGACACUGCCUUUAGCUGAUGAUAUUAGUUUCAUUCUUGAUACAAGACUACUUCAGCAUUUUUCCAACCUUGAUCAGCUUCAUGAAUUAACUGCAUUGUCUGGCCGCAUUGAGUCUACUAUGAACUUUUCAUUGAACUUUUCUUCCAGGCCUCCAACAGACUUUUUGGGUCAUCAAAAGAUUUUGUGGACAUUAGAUGCUUGGGGAUCAGUGUGUGGAGUAAGUGAGAAGAUCUCUAGUUUCAUUCUUGACAUAUGGUUUGCAUGGCAUUCUGCUUUGUGGAGUCCCUGCCAUGCUGUUACUGAGAAUAAUCCAUUGGAGGGAUUUAAAGAUGAUCUUCCACCUGAUAGGCUGUUUAAGCCAGUAAAAAUGGCAGCUGUUGAACAAAUUCUGCAGGGUAUAUUUGCUGUUAGAGACUACUCUUUGCACAGUCUAAAGCUUAGAGCUUCUUCACACCACCUCUGGCAUGGUUCUACGGAUGCUUGCAUAACUGAAUUCCUUUUAUCUACUGCUCGGUUCCUUUUCCAGCAGAUUGUAAGUGCUCACCAAAGUUCAUUUGAAGAUGACAAGUACAAUAAAAUCAAGUCUCUCUUUCCUCAUAAUUCACGGGAGAUGCUUACGGAAAAUGAUGUGGGGUACAUGAUUUCCCUCCUUACCUCCUCGAAACAUGAACAUUUUGAAUCAUUGAUCAGUCCCUUAAUUAAGCCAUUGCUGCGUGCCCUUUAUCUCCCUUGUUCAUCAAGUGAUUUUAUGCGAAAUCUAGGAUCUGCGUGGUUAUUGAUUGGUCGCUUACGCUACUGUCUUUUGACUAGCUACACAUAUUUGGAUCCCACUGUAAAAUACACUGUAAAGCUCUCACAGCUGACAGAAAAAAUUGCUUCUCUCCAGCUUGAGAAUGAGGUAAGAAGAGAGUGUACUUAUUUAUCAGGGUCCUUUGAGUUAAGAGAAGAUGACAGACAUACCAAGGUGUUAGAAGAACUCAAUACCAAGCUGAAGAAACUUCAAAAACAAAUUGUAUAUAGGCUUUAUCCUGGGAAUUUCAAGAACUUGAAAGAUGAAUGUGACGUCUUUCUCAGAGUGGUUCAGAAAUUUGCUAGCUUGAUUACAGAUGCAAAAAGUAUGCAUUCAGAGGAGAGAUCUGGUCAACUCCGAAAUUGGCAGGAGACCUCUUCAAGUUUUAUUGAGCGACUGUCAAAUGAAUAUGCUGAUUACAUUGAUAUAGUUCAACCAAUUCAGAUAUCAGUAUAUGAAAUGAAAUUAGGCUUGUCUCUGGUCUUUUCAAGUGCUUUAGGUAGAAAGUUAGUGGAGGAACUGGGGAAACAAGAAAUGGAUUCAGUUCUGGGGUCAAUAUAUUCUUUCAUGAGAUUUCCUGGUGGAUGUGCACCAAAAUUUGCUUCUGUCAAGGGUGACAGUACGCAGUACAAGCUUUCUUGGAAUGAUAUUGAGCUGCCUACAAAUGUCAACUCUAUGGACUUGCAUUUGCUUGAGAAUCUUGUUACUUCCAAAAACGAUGGCAUUACUGAUGGAAUGGUCUCUGCUUCUCUUUAUCACAAUAUUCUAGUUCGAGUAAUGCAUUCUGCUGCCGAUGCACGCUUUAUGGAUAAUUCAUCAUUUACACUUUUGGAGAAGAUAUUUGAUAAUUUUUCAAGGCGUUGGAUGGACAUGAAGCUUCAUCUGAGAAUGAAAGAAGAGAAUAAUGAUCAACUAGUUACGUUCCGAUCACGUGCUCUGAAGAUUGAAAAUAUCAUCGAUAGCGAUAUAUCCAAUUUAGAAAGUGCUGUUUCAAAUGAGAAUUUUUCAGAUUGGAAGGAAAUGUUCUCUGGGGAUGAGCUCUCUGACAGUGCAAAAACUAACACGGAAUGUGACACUCCAGAGGAUGAUUGGAACUCUGUUGAAGAAUCCAUUAUAAAUGACAUGAUCAACAUUCACAAUCAAAUAUUUGGUUCAACUGAUCUUGUUGAAAAUCCUGGAAAUAUUCAUGUAUUUGAUGCAGAUCGAUUUUCUACUUUCAUCGAGUCAUAUUCACUGGGUGUAAGAAUGACAAAAGAUUUGGAUGGUCUUUUGUGCUCAUGGUUAGAUGCUAAGGUUGUGCCAGAGCACUUGCUUCGCCUAUGUUUGGAGCAUGAACAUAUGGUCAUUUCUCCUCGUAAAUCAGCACAUGCGUACAACUUUUAUAAGGAUUCAAAUGCGCCCACUAUGGCUACUAUGGUGGAUCCUGUAACUUCUCUUAAAGAGAAAAUUCUUAUGCUUUUAAAUGAAUGGGAUGACCAUCCUGCCCUACAGAAGAUAGUUGAAGUCAUUGACAUGAUCUUGGCUAUUCCUCUAAGUGCUCCUCUGGCCAAGGCCCUGUCUGGCUUGCAUUUCUUGAUCAAUAGAGUCCACAUGUUGUGUCAGACAGUUGCCAAGUUUCCAUUGUCUGAUCAAAUGAAACCUAUUUUCGCUCUAGUAUCCUCAUGGCAUAAGCUGGAGUUUGAAUCUUGGCCUGCUUUGCUUGAUGAAGUUCAAUCUCAAUUUGAGAUUAAUGCUGCAAAGUUAUGGUUUCCAUUGUAUUCAGUACUUCAGCCAAGUAAUGCAUAUACUCCAGACAUGAUAAAAAGUUUGGAGGAGUUUCUUCAAAUGUCCUGCAUUGGUGAGUUUAGAAGGCGUCUUCAACUGCUUGUUGCUUUUCAUGGACACUUCAGUAAUUGUAUAAGCAGGGAUUCUCAAUCAAGUCAUGAGAAGAUUGUGGAAGUUCUCUACAAUAGUUUUGGAUAUUAUGUGCAAUUCUUGCCAAAGAUUUUGGACCACAUGGAUGUAUCUAGAAAGAAUGUUGAAAAGGAACUAAAAGAUCUUGUGAAGCUGUGCCGAUGGGAACGUGUUGAGGAUUAUACAGCCAUAGAGAGCUUCAGGAGAACUCGGCAGAAACUCAAAAAACUCAUACAGAAAUUUACUGAUUUAUUUCAACAAUCUGUUAUGUUUUUCAUCAACCAAGAAGUGACAGGAAGUUCAAUAAAUUGCCAAACCGUUGAAGACACACAAUUCUCAGUUGGCUUCUAUGAUAAGAGUAGGAACAUUCUUAAUGCACUAUGUGAGCAGAUUCAGUUCAUAAAGGACAGCUCUCCUUACGUGGCUGUUUGGUGGAAGGAAGUUGAGUCUGUUUCUCAUGAUUUUCACUUCAGCAAAACAACUGAAGUUGAUUUCUCUGAUAUUUCCUGUCAGAGAAAUUUGGAAGAAGUUGGAAGAAUCCUCAAGGAUGGUCUACCAUCUCAGUGUUCACAGAUAUCAUGCUUUGGUGAUUGGAAUCAACUGUGGCAUACUAUUGAUGAAAUCUGUAGAACUGUAAUUGGUUGUGCUGAGAUAUGGAAGGAUGAUGGAAAGAAGUUUGGAAGAAGAAGAGUUUUCUCAGAUUUACUAAAGGUCUUGGAAGCGUGUGGUUUAUUUAAGCACAGAUCAACAUUCAAAACGGGCCAAGGGGAAGCCAAUGCAUCAAUUUGUUGGCUUCUUCAGCCAUCCUAUGAAGUGCCGCACCUGCUCUUGACAAAAACUGGUCUUUCCUCUGGGAAUGUUGAAAAUCAUAUUUUGGGAGAGCUUCAGGGAUCUUCUUCUGAAGAUUUGAACUCUGAAUGGAAAUCAGCUAAUCAGUACUACUUCAAGAGCAUCAAAUCAAUGAAACUUUUGCAGAGUAUCAGCUUAAACUUCCAUAAGGAUUUCACUCUGGAACAGGUUGAGAGGUCAGGAUCGUUUAUUGACCAUCUUUUGACUAUUCAACAAGAGCAGCGUGGGGAUGUCUAUGAUUUUGCAAGGCAACUUAGACAUUUUAAGGAAUGUCGUUUACCUUUAGUUAACAUGUUCUCAUGCUCCUUCCCUUUUGCUUCAACUGAGAAUACUGAUCUUUGUUUGGCCCAAAAUCAGUACAAAUCUUUUACUUGCUUGUGGCAACAAAAGCAACUCUUUGAUAGCUUAUGUGUUCUGUUGCAUGAGGAGCGUCUAUUUUUACAGACAGUAGUGGAUAACCAUUUGAGCACUUGCACAAGUGUCAAACAUUCAGCAAUGAAAAUUCUUCUUUUCAUUGGAAAAUACUUUCCAAAUAUUCAAAAAACUAAGAAUUUGCUGGAUGAUGUCCUUCUUGGAGUUGAUAGAGUUACAACCACAACCAGAGGAGGAACCCCAUUGCAUCCUUGUGGCAUUACAGAACACUUGGAGAAGAUGUUAAAUCAAAACUUUGAAUUGAUAAAAACAUUUGAGAAUGACCUCCACACCUUCCGUGGGCAAAAUGUGGAUGGAGCAGCGGUUGAAGAUACCCUGCUUGGACAUUUCAGUGAUAUAUUUGACAAGGCCAACUUCAUGGCUUCACAGUUCAGUCCUGGUUAUGGUUCUUCAGAAAAUGAAGUUGAUUCCGAUUGUCAUUUAGAAAAUAUCACUGAAGUUGAAGUUCAGUUUGGUUUGUCCUUGAUGGAGACCUGCAAAUGUAUUAUGCAUGCUCUUCAUGCUAUGGGUUCACUAGGGAAUGAUCUCCCUGAUAAGCUGAAUAUUAAUAUGUGGAAAGCACUCUUGCAGUCAAAUAUAGCAAAACUGCAGCUGGACGUGAUUAGUGAUAGAUUACUUGAGACUGUCUGUCUAGCUGGAAAAAUAUUGUAUAUUUAUGACAGAAGAAAUCCACGUUUAUCUUCUCUCAUCAAAACACAUCUGAAACAUCUUUAUUCCUUGUCAAAUGCUAUCCUGGCUUUUGGGGAAGGUCUUCUGCACCAUUUUCUGGUCAUGCACAGGAUGGUAUGUGUGAUGACCCAUGUUCUAGCAGAGGUUUUUGGUUUACUAUUUUCCAAGGGAUUUGGCACUAAAGAAGACCAAAUCAAUGAGUCCAGCCAGGAUGAAACUCGGGAUGCAAGUGGUACGGGUAUGGGUGAUGGCACUGGAUGUAAUGAUGUUAGUGAUCAGAUAACUGAUGAAGAUCAACUCCUUGAGCCUUCCAAAGAACCAAAUGAACAACAGAAUUCUUUAGGUGACAUGUCAAAUGUAAAAGAUAAGGGCAUUGAGAUGGAAGAAGAUUUUGCAGCUGAUACAUACAGCGUCAGCGAAGAUUCUGUUGAUGAUGGAGAUGGUAAUGAGGAGAAUGAGCAAGUGGAAUCUGCUGUUGGGGAAACUGGUAAUCAAAGUGAAAAAGUUGAUGAAAAACUUUGGGACAGGGAAGAAGACGAAAAUAAUGAUAGCGUCGAUGAGAAGUAUGAGCCAGGGCAAGCAGUAAAAGAUAAAGGAGAUGAACGGGAACUCCAAGCUAAAGAUGACUCUGCUGCUAUUGAUGAUGAAAAGGAAGGAGCCGAUCCUGGGGCACUUGGAAAACAACCUGAUGAAAAUGGGAAUGAAGAAAGCCUCAAUGAAACGGAAGACAUGGAUUUAGAAGAACAGGAUGCAUGCACAGAUCCUACAGGGUUGAAACUUGACGAGCCAGAUCAAGGUCCAGAAAAUGAUGGAGCUUUGGAUCCAUCUGAAGGUACCGACCUCAUGGAUGAAGAUGAUAACAAUGUAGAUCUCUCUACGAAAAGUGAGAAUGAGGAACCAACUGAUCCAAUGGAUGAAACUUUGGAAGAGAUGGAUCACAAACGUUUGGAUGAAGAGUCUGGGGAAGUUCAAGAGGACAGCGAUCAUGAGAGUAACAUGAACAAGGAACCACUGGAGCCUAGGAAAGACGCAGUUCAGCCCAAGGCUUCCCAUGUUGCUGGUCAGUCUGAGCAGAAUGGUCAAAGUGCACUAGAUCUACCAGAGCCUAGAGAUGACGGUGGUCCUGAAAACUUGGAAAAUUCUAUGGAAGAGGCAGAAUGGUCUAAUAGAGGUGGACUUGAGCAUAACCUUGCUCCCGGUGGGGGCUCUAAUGCUGAUCAAGAUAUCAUGGUGGCUGGGUCAUCCAUGGGCGAUAAGUUAAGUGGUAAUAGACCUGAAACUCCAUUUCCUCUUGUUAAUUCAUCAAUUAAUAAGAAUCAGCCAAAUCCCUGUCGUAAUGUUGGAGAUGCACUUGAUGGAUGGAAAGAAAGAGUAAAGAUCUCUGUUGAUCUUGAGGAUAACAUACAGAGUACCGAUGACUUGGUAGAUAUGGAUGCAGAGGAAUAUGGGUAUACUGUGGAAUUUGACAAGGGAACAGCUCAAGCAAUAGGGCCUGCGAUGACUGACCAGGUUGACAGAAAUGCAAGUGGAAAUGAUGUUGAAGAGAAUGCUGGAACUGACGAGAAAAAAGAUUAUGCUAGUGAAAUGGAGCUUGAUAAGCUCCAACUUCAACCCCAACCUAUUGUUAGUUCUGCUUCGAAUUUCAGCAAUGAUAUAGAAAUGCAAUUGGAGAAGUUGGAAACAGAAAAACAAAUUGAACCGUCUGCUCAAGAGGAUAAGGGUUAUGAUGAUGGUCCCAGUAGUUCAUCAUUGAAUUUAGUUUCUGUGAAGAGAAAUUAUUUAAGUGAGGAUAUAAAUCAAGUCAGCAAUCUCUCUGUGAAUGAUGAGAACUUGGGUAAGGCCUGGAACCUUGAAGGGACUACUGGUGACUUGAAUGUUGCUGCUGCUCUUUGGAAAAGAUAUGAACUCCUCACAACAAGGCUAUCACAGGAGUUAGCUGAGCAGUUACGUUUGAUAAUGGAGCCUACUUUGGCUAGCAAGCUCCAGGGAGAUUACAGGACAGGCAAAAGAAUUAAUAUGAAAAAGGUAAUUCCAUAUAUUGCAAGUCAUUAUCGGAAAGAUAAGAUUUGGCUACGUCGUACUCGGCCAAACAAACGUGAUUACCAAGUUGUCAUUGCUGUGGAUGAUUCCCGGAGUAUGUCUGAAUCUCAUUGUGGGCACAUUGCUAUUGAAGCUUUGGUGACUGUCUGCCGUGCAAUGUCUCAGUUGGAAGUGGGAAAACUGGCUGUUGCAAGCUUUGGGGAAGAGGGGAAUAUUCAGUUGUUGCAUGAUUUUGAUCAGCAAUUUAGUGGAGAUGCUGGGAUUAAGAUGAUCUCAAGUUUUACAUUUAUGCAAGAAAACACAAUAGCACAUAAACCAAUGGUUGAUCUAUUAAAAUACUUGAAUGAUAUGCUUGAUGCUGCUUCACGGCUACCAACUGGAGAUAAUCCCCUCCAGCAACUCGUUUUGAUAAUAGCAGAUGGUCGAUUUCAUGAGAAGGAAAAAUUGAAGCCUCGUGUCAGAGACCUCUUGAAUAAAAAACGCUUAGUUGUAUUUUUGGUGCUGGAUAGCCCUGAAGUGCCCAUCAUGGACAUCCAGGAUGUCGAUUAUGAUUUUAAAGAAGGAAGUGUGAAGUUAUCCAAGUAUAUGGAAUCAUUCCCCUUUCCAUACUACUUGGUCUUAAGGAACAUAGAAUCCCUUCCUAGGACACUAGCCGAUUUGUUGAGACAGUGGUUUGAGCUUAUGCGGUCCUCAAGAGAUUAGCUGUGACUUUCUUUACUGUCUUGGGAGGGCAGAAUCAAGAGACUAGCUGUGCAGCCUGUGCUUGUCCACCGCCACUACUACUGAACACUGAUUCCCAUUCCCCAGUCAGUGAUGAACUUUGUCUGGCCAUUUGGUAAUUCGACAGUGAAUUCAUGGGCAUAAAGAUUUGAAUAGGGCGAUACCAUCACUCCCAAUAUUGCAUCACAGUUUCUUUGGCACAAUUCAUAAGGCACUGCAAACACAAAAAGAUUCUUUUGCUCCCUUGGGAAGGAGCCCAAAAUGCAGCAAUGUUAUUGUUCUUAGAGCAUAAUUUUGUUUUUCUUUUGGGUUCAGUGAUGGUAUAAUUAUUGUAGCUCUAAGCAAUUUUGUCAUUAAUUCAUUUGCCUUACUAUUUAAUUGGCUUUUAAUAAAAGUAAACUCUCCGUUACAAUUUCUUUUA